GUUUAGACCCGACUGGAGCAAAAGUUUUUUUUCUAGAAAGUGAGCUGCAGAGAUUUGUUCUACGAACUAUGAAUAUUCUCUAACGGCUUCACCUCGGCCGGAGCACACACAGCGUGACACUCUCCCAGCCGAGCGCGUGUUGGCUUUUUUCGUCUUUUGUGGCUGCGUCUGCAUAUUUUUUAUUUUUUUGUUGGAAAAGUCGGGUCCAGGACGACAACCCAGAUUCCAGUGUGGAGUAGAUAUGCGCUUUGUUACAUUCACAAGUAUGCCAGCAAGAAGCACCAGGGGAGCGCUGUCUUUCACUGCAGAUUUCGACAGCUAACACACUUUGGGACGAAAUCAAGCUUUCGACUGUUCGACUUUAGAAUGACUCGGGAUCACUGCUGCUGAGUGGCGUCGAGGUUUCCUGCUGCUGUGUGGAAGGGAGAAGGAAAAAAAAGUUUGGGAUUAGCUCAAACUUUUUUCUUUUUUUGUGAGUUGUGAACGCGACAUUUUCGGACACAUAAAGUUCGCGGACUGUUCCGGGACAAUGGAUCCGAGCCAGCAUAACCCUCCUGCCGGACACCAGAUCGUCCACGUCCGGGGCGACUCUGAGACCGACCUGGAGGCUCUGUUCAACGCCGUGAUGAACCCGAAGAACACUAUCGUGCCCCCUUCCGUACCCAUGAGGAUGAGGAAACUGCCAGACUCCUUCUUCAAACCCCCUGAACCAAAGUCCCAUUCUAGACAAGCCAGCACUGAUGCUGGGAGCGGCGGAGUACUCACCCCCCACCACGUCCGUGCACACUCGUCCCCGGCCUCCCUGCAGCUGGGAGCUGUUACGGGUCUGUCUGGGAUGCCCCCCCCUGGUGCUGCCCCUCAACAUCUGCGUCAGUCUUCCUACGAGAUUCCUGAUGAUGUGCCCCUGCCCCCCGGCUGGGAGAUGGCCAAAACCGCCUCGGGCCAGAGAUACUUCCUCAACCACAUCGAUCAGACCACCACUUGGCAGGAUCCUCGCAAGGCCCUGCUCCAGAUGAACCAGGCCCCCCCGCCCAGUUCGGUGCCAGUCCAGCAACAGAACAUUAUGAACCCAGCCAGUGGUCCUCUCCCUGAGGGCUGGGAACAAGCUAUUACAUCUGAGGGAGAAAUUUACUACAUCAACCACAAGAACAAGACCACGUCCUGGCUCGACCCACGACUCGACCCACGCUUUGCCCUGAACCAGCAGAGGAUCUCCCAGAGUGCUCCAGUGAAGCAGGGAGGGCAGCUCCCUCCCGGAAUCAUGGGAGGCAACAACCAGAUGAGGCUGCAGCAGAUCGAGAAGGAAAGGCUGCGGCUGAAGCAACAGGAGCUGCUUCGGCAGAGGCCACAGGAGCUCGCUAUAAGGAAUCAGCUGCCAACCAGCAUGGAUCAAGAUGGCAGCACAAACCCUGUGUCCUCCCCCAUGGCCCAGGAUGCCCGGACCAUGACCACCAACAGCUCUGACCCAUUCCUCAACAGCGGGACCUACCACUCCAGGGACGAGAGCACAGACAGCGGCUUGAGUAUGAGCAGCUACAGCGUCCCUCGCACUCCGGAUGACUUCCUCAACAGUGUGGACGAGAUGGACACAGGGGACUCUCUCCCACCCUCCAUGGCAACACAGCCCAGUCGUUUCCCCGACUACCUGGACGCCAUCCCGGGAACAGACGUGGACCUAGGCACCCUGGAGAGUGAGAGCAUGGCGGUGGAGGGCGAAGAGCUGAUGCCCAGUCUCCAGGAGGCCCUGAGCUCCGACAUCCUCAAUGACAUGGAGACAGUGCUGGCAGCUACCAAGAUUGACAAGGAGAGCUUCCUCACGUGGUUAUAGAAGAUCUGAGCAGGGCGCGCCGUACUCCUCACCACACUCUGCUCUACUCUGUGAAGGAGCCACAGAUGCUUUUAAACAAGACAUUUCAGCAAGCCUCUCUGGACUUCUGUUUCUGGCUCAGCGUGUAAGGCCAAGCUCUUCUGAGGCAGUGUUGUUCUUUUCUUUUUCUCUGGUGUGUUAUCUCUUUAUUUUGUCUGUGUCUUCAAGGCUGGCCCAUGAACAGACAAUUACACAAGGGUCCCCAAAUUUUUCACAGGUCUGUCCGUGAUUCUAGGGCAUCUUUCCCUAGAGCAGGGGUCGCUCCUUCCCCCUGGUCUCCCCUCAUAGCUGAGCUCAGCUAGUGCAUGCACUCGCCCGCAAGGGCUGCCAUCAGCAGACAUCACCCGGAGGCUCUGGUGCCUGUUUUUCUUGCAACAUAGCAUAAAGCAGCUCCACAUAACUGCAUUUGGGACUAAUGCAUCUAGCUUAAUAAGCUUUAUAUGGCCUUGUAUGUUUUUAUUCUUCUUUUUUUGUGUUUUCAACGAGCCUGUCCAACCAAAAAUGAUGUAUUUGAAGCAUAAAGAACAAUACUGAUUUGGAGUAAAGGUAACGUGAGGCCCGGUUUGAACGCGUUAGCUUUGCUGGGUGAGUGGGUGGGGUGGGUGGGGGGGUAAGGGUGGAGCCUGGGGACCGAUUACAUUGCUGCUUGGCUGUGCCAGCAAGUCUAAGUUAAACCUUUGAUAGAUCAAGUGCCUUCGGUUGUAUUUUGUGAGACGCAACUCGAACAAUUAUAAAGUUUCUGUAACGCAGCAAUAAGCAUUAGGCUGUAUUCAUUUACAUCAGCCACACUUUCCUCAAUCUAUUUUUCAAUACUCAAAAUUGUAUUUUUGUUUCAUAAACACAUUAUGAGGGGAUUUAGGGAUUUCUGUUUAGUUUUUUUUUAAACCCUAAGUAUUUCAGUCUUAUCGAAGCCUAAUUCAUGAUUCAUCCUUUGUUUUAUCUUUAAUAGUAUUCUUUUAUUUUUUAGGUUAGUACAUAUCUAUGAUAGCUUAGAUCAAAUGGCAUUUUGCCUAUUGUUUUUAAUGCAUUUUUAACCGGGUCGACUGUUAUCACAGCACAACGCUUCACAAAUGAUGAAGUCUGCCAAGACAGAACGCUUCAGUUAGGCCUUUUUAACCAUUUAGCUGAUUUUCUUCUUGUCUCUGUGAUUUACUAUAUACAUAUUAGUGUUAUUGUCUAUUUGUUGAUCACAUGCAGCUUUGACUAUAUUUCCUAAACAUGAACCAAAAAGGCAGAUCUUUUGGCUAAACAGAAACCACAGCUCUUCUAUCAAUUCAGUCUUGUGUUUGUCUUCCGAAGGAGGGAGCGGAACCCCUCUGUGCGACGCUGUGUGUUGAGGUGAGGGGUUUAGAGACUACAGCUGGGACAGGUUGAGGCAGGUUUUAAGAGUCACGUCAAGGCCAGGGUUUGACUGACAGCGGUGAGUUACACAGAUUGUUGAAUUUUUGUGUGUGUGAAGUAAUUAAGAAACAAUCAGUUAUUAUCUCAAGUCCGGAAUUGUUGUGGCAGAUUCCAAAGAUGUUUUUGUAAUGACGCUAACACUUAUUAUUUUCGCUUCCAUUUUCCCAGAGUCCAGCACGGUUUGAUUUGUCAGUCAGCCUCUGUAUGAACACACUGUAUAAGCUAAUGAGAAAAUGGUGUAGGUUUAAAGUGUUAUUGGACAUGUCUGAAUAGGUCUAGCUGAGAGAUUCUUUUUUAUUUUUUAGACGAGAUGGUUGUUUAUGAGUGACUAACCCUGAGAUUUUAAGGAUGAGGUUUCAGAACAGAGAAGCGAGCGAUUCCCAUGUUUACAUUAUCUCGGAGUAUAAAACUGCUGAGCGCCACAGUGGAGACAACACAUUGGCCAUUCUCUCAUAAUCCCAUUAUUUUCAUGUUUACACCAUGACUGCAGGAACUGCAUGCCCUUGCAUGGUGUCACCCUGACUCUGUUGCCAAACAAUACUUCAUUGGUAGCAUUAAUAACUUGAUGGAACAAUGAUUUUCUUUUUGUAGAUCAGAGAUCAUGAACAUUUUUUUUUAUUCUGUGUGGAAAAACCUGUUUUUAGUUUUGAUUUUAUUGAUCAUUUAAAUCAUGUGUUGAUGGAUUUACGGUGGAUAAACAGUGUUGGUGAGAACAAUGCAACUAAAACGAGUGGUACACUACAGUGCUUGUAUUGCACAGCUACAGAGUUUUCAUUUUGAUGCUAUGACGCAUUUUGUCACACAAACCUGAUUUUAUGCUUACUUAGUGUGUAACUGUCAGAGCGUAUUAGCUACUGACCGUCAUUGUAACAGUAGAACUAAUCACACAAGUUAAAGGAUUUUUGUAUUUAGAUUUUUCUAAAUGCACAUGAAAUGAAUUUAUAUUCAGUAAUGAUCUGUUCAUUUUUUUUUGAUAGGUAUGUGCAUGUGUUUUAGAACAAUAAAUUCUGUUACAUUAUAUCUUGCUUCAUAUGAUACUUUGAAAUUGGCCUGAAAUAAAGCAUAUACUUUGUGGUAA
Molecule: messenger RNA, 4346 nt
Organism: Etheostoma cragini (Arkansas darter)
Lineage: Eukaryota; Metazoa; Chordata; Actinopteri; Perciformes; Percidae
Gene: yap1
Product: Yes1 associated transcriptional regulator
Exons: 8
Coding region: 530-1828 (432 amino acids)
Biological process (GO): hippo signaling; positive regulation of transcription by RNA polymerase II
Cellular component (GO): cytoplasm; nucleus
Molecular function (GO): transcription coactivator activity; transcription corepressor activity; protein binding
Source: RefSeq, a predicted model, not a curated record